Messenger RNA from Meira miltonrushii, 1431 nucleotides. RefSeq names its product ribosomal protein S5 domain 2-like protein. The transcript has a single exon. Gene Ontology annotation, molecular function: protein binding. Gene Ontology annotation, biological process: regulation of translational initiation. The record is from RefSeq and is a predicted model, not a curated record. Bases 202 to 1383 code for a protein of 393 amino acids. Gene Ontology annotation, cellular component: cytoplasm. Lineage: Eukaryota; Fungi; Basidiomycota; Exobasidiomycetes; Exobasidiales; Brachybasidiaceae.
CUGGUGCGGCGGCGCCGGCGCGUCUUACACAAAAGUGUUGGUCUCUGUUUUAAUAGCACAAGCAAGUGAUAUAACGAAUAAUUGGGAAUCAAAGGGAAACGGAUAGAGCUUGGAUCAAGAACGCUAGCGUAUCCCUUUUACCCGAAACGACCUUCUUCUGGAGAAGAAUAGAGUGGGAACGGGAUCCACUAUGAAUCAAGAAUGACCGCUAUCGAAUCUUUAAUUGAACAAUUAGAGGCUUUUGCAAAUGAACGGUCGUCCAAUCAAUCUGCCGAAGCUGCACAACAGGUAGCAGAAGAAUUGACCGCAUUACAAGCAAUCUAUGGCGAAGAAAGUAUUGGCUUAUUGACUGUACAAAAGACACAAACUGGUGGCAUCAGUACAGUAUCGGCAGAUGAAGCAGCACAAAAUAGUACGAAUGAAGGAGAAAGAUGGGUUCCAUCACGACCGAUCCGAUUAGCAUUAACAAUACCCUUGGACGUAUCAAACUCUUCUAAUGAUAACGAAGAGCCAAUAACAAUCCGUCUCUCGGCAACGCUACCGUCAGGAUAUCCAUUAGUAGAUGCAUCGCCUCAAUUGCAACUCUUAAGCCGAUACAUAGGCCCACACGGAGUUGAUCAUCAAUUAUUUGGUCGGAUAUUACGAAUUUUUAUCCCAUCUGAGAUCACCGAAUCGCAGCAUGUCAGAUUUGAGAAAGGUCAAGUGGCCCUAUUCGAUGGCAUCGAAAAAGCGAGAGAGCUGAUUGAAACCUGGUACACAGAACGUCAAGUAGAAAAGCCAUCGCAAGGCACACAAAGUGAUGAUCAGGAUAAAGAAAAGCAUUUGUACAAUAAUGAUGACGACGACAGUCUUUCUGAUCAAGUUCAACAGCUUUCGUUCGAUGACUCAAAUCGAACUGAUCGAGCCAAAAGCACUUCCACAAUGGUCAAAUUGGUCACUUCGCCCGCUAUAUCGGAAAGAAAGAGUACAUUUGUCGGUCACGCAGCUGCCCUCCAUGAUCCGGCUGACGUUCCCAUCAUUCUUGGCAAUCUUCUCCAAGAUAGGCGAAUAGCGCGUGCCACGCAUCCUACGAUGUAUGCAUGGGUCUGCAAGGUAAAAGAUGAAAAUGGAUCUGGAAAAGGUGUCAAUGUAGUCCAUCGCGAUUGCGAUGAUGACGGCGAAACGGCUGCUGGUGGACGAUUAGCUCAUCUUUUGGAUCUUUGUCAUGUUGAAAAUGCGAUCGUGAUCGUCACAAGAUGGUAUGGUGGAGUUCAUCUUGGUGCAGAUCGUUUCAAAUUGAUCAAUAGAGCUGCUCGUGAUGCUCUUGAAUUGGCGGGAUUAGUAGACGGACCUUUGAAUCCAUCCAAAGGCAACAACAAUACAAAAGGACGCAAAGAUCAUUGAAUGUAAAUUACCGAAAGACUUGUAUUAUAUGCAUCAUGCAAUUUGACA